AUGCGACCCAUCCCUCGCCCGGCCUGGAUGGCUAGCUAUCUCGGCACUAUUCCCGCCCUCGUAUCCAGCAUUCGGCAGCACCCCCCCGGAGUUGAACCCACGUUAGAUAGUAUUCCGCAAGUCAACGAGUCCAUGCUCAAGAACCAGCCACUCUCAACCAUAAUCCGAUACAUGCAAGAAGACGGGUUUCGCACCUGGGGCUUUGUUGUGUAUCGCUGCGCAUAUGCCAGCGACUCGCAGUGGGCGAGUUAUCUCGAAUUCUUGAAGGAGGCAGUCAGAGAAUAUCUUCAAUUUGUUGAACUCGAGACCCUUCUCUGGAAGCACUUGGAGUGGACAAUUAUCGAGGAUCCCUCAGAUCUCGACGGCGCCUCCGAGCAACACGUCCGAGAGAGAUUCUCGGACUGGGCUGCAGCUAGAUCUGUCGAGAGAGAUGGCCCAGUCGUCGACGAUCUAUGGCUCCAGAACAGGCCUAGAUUCAAAUACUGCAUCUACGUCGACCAGCGUUGUCUGGAUACAGUCGAUCAAUACGAAACCUGGGUCGACCAAGGAGCCCCUGGCCCCCUCAAGAAUGUUGUUUGCGCCAUAAUCGACAGAACCGCCAAACCGAAAGGACGAGGACGAAAUGGAUACCCCUCUGUAGAGGGUUGUGCCAAGAUGGACACUAGAUAG
Fusarium keratoplasticum is the source of this 669-nucleotide messenger RNA. RefSeq lists its product as uncharacterized. The transcript has a single exon. NCBI's taxonomy places the organism in Eukaryota, Fungi, Ascomycota, Sordariomycetes, Hypocreales, Nectriaceae. The coding region runs from base 1 to 669 and encodes 222 amino acids. The record is from RefSeq and is a predicted model, not a curated record.